Vanessa tameamea is the source of this 9520-nucleotide messenger RNA. RefSeq lists its product as uncharacterized. Gene Ontology annotation, cellular component: nucleus; chromocenter. Gene Ontology annotation, molecular function: chromatin binding; DNA binding. The record is from RefSeq and is a predicted model, not a curated record. Lineage: Eukaryota; Metazoa; Arthropoda; Insecta; Lepidoptera; Nymphalidae. The coding region runs from base 748 to 7281 and encodes 2177 amino acids. The transcript is spliced from 9 exons.
UCAGAUGUAGGACAGCAACAAUAUUUACAGGAUUUUAUUGGUUCUUUUAUCUGUACUAGGUAGCCAUAACUUUAUUAUAACCCAACUGAUCGUAAAGCUUAUAGAGGAACAUUCAGAAGAAAUAGUUUUAACUACCUUUAACUGUUAGUCGUAUAUCAUAGCUGGGGUGAUUUCAUUCGUUGUUCUUUACAGUGUUUCACUUUGAUGGCAUCGCAUUGCGAAUCCCAGAUUUUUUUUUGUGUUUUUAGUGUUAAUGAAAAACAAUAAUUUGUGUUAUAGUAUUAAAAACGACAUACAAAAACAAUAUUAUAAAGUUCGUGGAACUUGUCUUACAUUAAAGAUGAAGAAAAUAUUUUUCAUUUUGUGACCUUUUUACAUUUGCAAGUGUCAAUAUGGAUUCUAAAUGAUUUAAAAUACAGUAGUGAAAAGUGAUUCUAAACGUUUUAUGACCUAUUUUUUUAUAAAAUGGGGCCGAAAAAGGCUCCACCAUAAAACUAUUAGACCCUGUUUGUUUUGCCCGCCAUAAAACAAUUAAGAUAAGAUUGAUGACAUUAAUGCACAAGAAACGAAUAAUCGAGGAUGGUGCAGUGGUUCUGGAACAAAGUGAGGGCAUCGAGCGAUGAUCGGAGGGUGGAAAGCGAUGCAAGGUGGUAUCACUUUUCGUCUGCUGGUACAUCGGCAGAUUAUCGGUUGGUCGCGUUCAGCUAGUAAUCGGGUGGCUUAUGUGGCGUGUGAUGUGUGUACGAGAUGUCCGGCAAGCCGGCGAGUGUGGCCGCGCCGCGAGCGGGCGUGGCUGGCGCGCCGCGCGUGCUGGUGUACGUGGCGGAGGCGCGCCAGCUAGAGGCGGCCGCCGCGGGCCCAGACCCGCCGCCGCAGACCCAUCCACCGCUUGACACGCUCUACCUCCACGACAACGUGUCUCAGCAUCUCGCUCUCCCCAGGAACACGCUCUAUCGACAGCAAAUUGAACAAAACGACCAAGGAAGCACACCUGGUACAGUUUACUAUAAGCCAUUUAAUGAUUCUGAAGCCAAACUAAAUUCUUUCGAGUCAUCAGAGAACAUCACAGCACACCGGGACGAAUAUUUCACUGCUACACAAUCUUAUCUGAAAGAGAAUUGUAUGAGAAAUGAUGAUAAUAAGGCUAUUGAUAGGCCGAGCAGUACAGCUGUGAAGACGGACUGUGAGAAUCCCGAAUGGAGUAACUUAGAUUCAUACAAUGUUAGGUUACCAUUGCAGAUAGGAGAGUUAAGUGCAUACCAGACAAGAUGUGGUCCUGUGAGUGAUAAUAUGCCAUCUAUGUUACCAAUAGGAGUGCAUGGUCAGGCCCAGUUCAAUGAUAAUGGUGUGGUGCAAAGUGGUGAUAAUGAUGGAAUGAACACCGGUGAGCGAGAGCUAUCUGUAGGGAAGAGUUUUGUGAACUACCAGUUGUUAGAACAAAGUGUGUCACAUCAAUCUAUUGUGAAUCAGAGCAUAAAUAUACUGAAUCAGCAAAUCGGUGUGAGUAGGUCGAUAGUUAGUGAAGGAGAUGGUGGUAGUGCACCACAGCUUGUCCGGACAGCUGACGGUGUGGUGCUGGCAGUGCUGCCAUCGUCUGUACUUCCUCAGUCAUCAGAGACGCCUGACGUGAGGAAUGUGCAUAGUGAAUUUCCACAAACAAUAACUGUGCCCCUUGGUUGGAGGAGAAUUGUAAAUGGUUCAUCAGUUCUCUAUAUCAGUCCCAGUGGAACAGCGUUGAGUAACCUAGCCCAGCUCCGAGAGUACUUGCAAACGACGGGUACAUGUAAGUGCGGCCUGCCCUGCCCUCUGAGACCGGAGACAGCCUUUAGUUUCGAUUCUAAGGUUGUGAGCAAGCCGUAUCAAGUGGCGGCGGGCGCCGAGUUGACCAAGUUGUGUAACCACAAACGGAAACUUCUGGCGUCGCUGCAGUCGCGCGUCCAGUCGCCCGUCACGCCGCCCCCACAGGCAAUCGACCAGAAGAAAGGGGCUUUACCAGAAACUAAGAAGAAAAUGAAGAAACGUCCCGGAUACGUGCCGACUAUGAGCGUGUCACAAAUGAUGGUGCAAAGGGAUAGACCCCUCAACGAGUUCAAGCCUGACGUCGAUCAAAAGAGGACGGCGUCUCCGGGCGCUAUGACACAACGACCCAGCAAUAUGCAGCAUUGUUUGCCGUAUUCGCAACAGAACAUGUCAAACGUAGUACAAGAAGAUAUAAAACAAGAAACUCUUGUGCAAAGAAGCUCACACUAUCUCACUGUUAGUAGUGGUUGGAUAACUCAACACCCAGAGAACAUUGAAUCUGGACAGAAACAUAACCCACAAAUGCCAGGUCCUUUGAGUAACCCUCUCAAUAUGGGACUGCCAGUCCUUGGAACGAAUGGACAAGUCAUAGGUGUCAAUACUGGUUACAAUAAGCAUUCUAAUAAUGCGAAAAAUACAUUAAACCUAACGCCGCAUGUAAUAGAACAAGAGCAUAAGGAAGAAGAAAAUGAUCUGCAGACCAAUAAACAAACUCCUAAGGAAGAAGAAUCACAAAUAUUUUGUGGUUUAAACCAACCCCUUACACCUGAGGUUAUGCAAAAGAUAAACGAACAGCAGCAAAUAUUCAUUCAAAGAAACCAGAAACAGAUUGAAGUUAUGAAAGGGUACAAGACGCAGAUAUCAGAUAAUUUAAAUCAGAGCAAGCCGCCGAUGCAAAGCCAAUAUGUUCCUCAAGGUCAAUUGGUAAUACAAAACGGAACUGUCGUCAAAACGAAUUCAGCAAAAACUCCUCCAUGGCAAGUCAAAAGAAACGACUCAAAUACUCCUAACUCUAUGCCAUGUCCGAGCCCAAAGUUACAAAAAGUCGAAAACUUCGAUUAUGAUGACACCAAUUUGAACACAAUGGACGAAUCUUCAUCCUCUGCAGGUUCUUACUCCGGUAACGAACAAAUUUUAAAUCCAGUUAUGUGCUCGCGGGUACCGCCACUACCGCAACACUAUAAUAUGAUGGGCCAACAAUGGCCUAGUGUUGAACUCAAGAAAAGAACUAAAAGUAACAAUAAAACACCCAAGAAAAAGUCAAUUCCAAGUGAUAAACCAAUUAUGUUUGGAAACAAUGGUAUGAGACAAAUGCCAGAACCAAAGGGAAAAUCCUGUGAUGAUGGCUCGAGGAAUACCGUUCCGUCGUUUAUGGAUGAUCCCAAUGGAUAUUUAGCACAACAAACAGUUUUGCUAAAUAACACAAUAUCUAGACAAGUAGGAAUUAAUACGCGAUAUAAUGUUAAUCAAUUUGAAAAUACUGGCAGUACGUUUAAUUCAACGAAUCAAUCUGAUAAACUUUGUAAGCCCAUGAGCAGGCCCGGUGAGCCUAUGAAUGUUUUUCGAAAUAAUAUUGUACCAAAUUCUUCACCAUCGCCAAACAACAUUCCCGACAGUAGUCUCGUUCCUGAAAAGAGUGCCGAAAACACAAUUCCACCUUGCUGUAAAGGGUGCAACGUUUCAUAUAAAGGAAACUGUUCAGAUACAUCAGAUACAAGAACGAAAUAUUUAAAACAACACGCCAAUGUUUAUGGAUUAGAAUUGGAAAGUGGUGUAGCCACAUCUAGUCCGAAACAUGGAUUCGACGAUAAUCCUGUAACAUCUUCAACAUACAUUGAGCGAAAUCUCAUGUUGAAUGAUAACUGCGGGCCGAUUCAAGCUGGCAUUGUAAGCACCAGCAACGUGUCUCCCAACGACACGUUACAACCGCCCGAGCCUUCGCCGACUUUAUCUAGUAGCUCUCGGAACACGGACACUCCUCACAGUAGUGGCAGUAUUCCUCAACUACAGAAUAAUUGUACAUUCCCCGUACCGAGCCCGGCCUAUUCUAAUCCAAGUUCGAGUAGGGAUAACUUUAACAGUAACCCCUCCACACCCGGCAGUAGUCACACAUAUCCAUACAGCUCGCCCGGGCCGCCCAUCAGCCAGGCCAUCUCUGGCAACCAAGUGAUGCAUUUCAUAUCAAAUCAUAAUGUUAACAAAAAUCUCAUGGAAGUGGAUAACAUAUCAAUGGUAGGAGUCAAACCGGGCUUGAGAAAUCAGCAAGAGUUGUUUAGGUUAGAAUCUAAGAAGAGAAUAGAAAACACAAUGCCAGGAUACUGUCCACCGCCACACCUGGGAGGGGGCCCGGCGCACUCUCUGAUACAGGCUUGUUAUAUACAGACAUUUGUGACCACAAUGGCGAGUGGGUUUUCCGUUACUCGAGAUACUGUAACGUCGGUUCUCGCAGGAAAAGCUAAUACUGCAACUACCUCUAUUAACGCAUCACAAGCUAACUUUGUUAGGCAUCCUCCACCGCCUAGUGUGAACAUGGCCACGACUUACGCUAUACCGAAUAACCAACCCGAUCCGUUCUUGAAUUCUGUCAAUUUACCGACUAGUUAUCCCUUACACAUCGCCGGUACGACCGCUCAGAACAUGAUAACGAAGUCUCCACUUGAAAUGGUUCAGAACGUUAUCAGUAGUUUGCCAUCGAAACCUGAAACGAGCAAUGCACAACCAACGUCGAUCAUUCAAAGAAGAUCUUGCUCGAAUACUCCUGGACAAAUUUUAAUUUCUUCAACCGGACAAAUAAUCGUAUCCAACAAUCAAAUGCCGCCGCCUCCUCCAAAGAAUACAACUGCUCUGUCACCGAUAGGGUCAAAUGCGGUGACCAACGUAACCACAUCUGUAACUCAAGUCGUUCCCGCCGUUGGAGGAGUACAACCAAUGGUAAAUCAACCGACGGUAGUUGUCAAUACAUUGCAGACGCCGUUCGUCAUUCAGCCCCCCAUGAUGACUGUCGAGGGGCAAGUUGUACAACAAAACACCGUGCUGCCGCAAAUAGUAACCGGCGGAAUAGUUUCUGGCCAGCAAACUACCGAUAGUUCGAGACAGAUCGAAGUUAAGAACGGCCAGGGCUUCGUUCAAGGCGUUGCUAUGCUCUCACCGGAAAGUUUAAAGAAAAGAAGUAAGAAAAAGAAGAAUCAAACACCUAACAUAACCAACGUAUUGCAAAUUGCAGCACCGCAACAGAACCCGAACAGCCUCAUGGUGCACCACUCCUCACCGCAGCACAAUUCUAGUCCGCAGUUUUCACCUCGUGGAUUUCAGCUGUCUCCGACUAACAACAUAUCCCCGACGCCGAUGCUGCAAGCGCUGACCAUCGUGCCCGGCAAGUCGGGCACGCCGGCGCAUAUAGUGAUGAACGGCCAGGGGAACGCAAACAACUUCGGAUCGCAACAAAUCAUAGCUAAUACAUCGCCGUCACAACAGAUCAAUUUACUACAGCCCGUGAAUCUAAUUAACAAUGCGAGCAAUGUCAUGUCGAACUUCCCAGCCUUUCAGCAGUUCAUCUUGCCGAAUCUCGGUGGAAUGGUCAUGACUGCAGACGGAACGGCCAUCAUUCAAGAUAAUUCUACAGGAAUGCCAAUGCAGCUUCAAUUACAGACCGUUAACGGCCAAAACGUAUUGACGCCGGUGCAGAACCCAGGCCUGUUCACCGCGGGUACCAACAGCGGAGUAGUAAUCAGAGCUCAAAAUCAACAGGGCAAGAUUAUACAAUCGCAGCACAGUCCAGGCGCCCAAUUUCUCUCUCCGAACAGUCAAGUCAUGGUCAAUAGCCCUAAUUUCAACGGUCAACUGAGUCCACUGCUCGCCAAUCUGAGCCCCACGAACGUCACGUUCAAUACGAGCCCACAGAUGAGGUCGGGAAACGUCCAAACUCAGGAGUUCAUUCAGACCAAUCAGCUCGGCCAGACGCUGAUGGUCCCGCUGUCCCCCAAGCAAGUUCCCAUAUCCGCGACGAGCAACAGGGCCAACUCCACGUUCGUCCAGAACACGACCAUCGUGCAGCAGCAGACGACGCUCGUGUCCAACUCCCACAACGCGCAGAUGUCGUCGAUGAACCUCCAGGGGGGAAACUCCAGACUGAGCAUAGAUCCCAACGUUCUCCUCGGCCAGAAGUCGACGACGAACCCGAAGAGGUUCGGCCGGCCGCCCGGCGAGGGCGGCGCCGCGGAGUUCAAGGACGACGGGAGCCUCGGCCCCUUCGAGCGGCCGGCCGAGGACGACAGGGGCGAGGCCCCCGACGGCUACGGCGUGCGGCACUCCGUGUCCACGCAGACGCUGGGCCAGCGCGGCGGGAAGUCCCCCAGCACGGCGGCGGGCUCGCCCCCCGACACCACGACGCUCAGCCCGCUGGGCGCGCUGGACGCGGGCAGCCCGCGCCGCCGCGCCGCGCCCGCGCCCCCCGCGCCGCCCGCGCCCGCCGCGCCCGCCGCGCCCGCCGCCGACACCACCACGCGCUCGCCCGAGCCCGACGCGCUCGCCUCGGCCAUGGUGCAGUGCGUGUCGAGCAGCGAGCAGGACAUGGCGGAGGCGCGCGAGCGCUGGGCGGAGCGGCCCGACGCCGACUCGCACCAUAUGAUAUCAAACAUACAAUUGAUGCGUCUUAAUCGAGCUCACAAUCCUGUGGAGUCCAGUGAAAUGCAAUACCACCAAAACAUGAACUCGUCCAGUAACAGCCAACACGUUUUGCCGAUGACGUCGAGUCUCUACGAUCGACCUCAGAGCUAUAAGAGGAAAAAUGACUUCGGCGACGGUUCCACGUACAGGAAUGACAAAAUUAUGCGGACUAAUUACGGGAUGGUGCACGGCUUGCCGAAGGACUACGACGCUAUGGCCAUCAACCAAGAUAAGCAGCAAGUGAGACGUUUCUCUCCUUCAGGGAGUAACUCUGAAAGUUCCAACGUUCAGAAAGUCUUUGACAGACAUUUAGGUUCCGGGGACGAUUCCAAGAGCUCGGAGGAGGCGGAGGGGGCGGCGGGGGCGGCCGAGGGGGCGGAGCGCGUGCGGCGGUUCGCCGUGGGGGACCUGGUGUGGGGGCCCGUGCGCGGCCACGCGUCGUGGCCCGGCAAGCUGCAGGCGCGCCUGUCGGGCGGCGCGUGGCGCGUGCGCUGGUUCGGGCGCGGCGCCGGCGCGGCCGAGCACCGCGCGCUGCUCACGCUCAGCGAGGGGCUCGAGGCGCACCACGCCGCGCGCACGCGCCACCGCAAGAGCAGAAAACUGAACACCCUCCUCGAGAACGCGAUCCAGGAGGCGAUGGCGGAGUUGGAUAAGAAGUCCGACCAGAGGCGAGCUUCGAGCGAGGAUCGGGACGAGGUCCCCCUGGAGGAGAUCACCGAGACGCCCCGGCGCAGCAGGGCUCACGGCAAAGUGAGGAGCAAGCACAGGAGGAACCCGGCGAAGCUCGACUCUACGCGCUUGAGGAGCUCUCGAUGACAGACUCCAUCCGACUGGAAGAGUUCCAGAGGAAGCCAUUACUAUCCGUAGAGAUUUUGAACGAUUAGUGUCGGACAUUAAAGUUUUAUUACGUCAAUGAAAUAGUAUAUAAUAAAUAUGAUAUCUUUCAGCAUAUAUGAUACAAUAAGAAGUUUUAAAAUACAUAAAUCUUAAUAAAAUUUCGUACAAUUAAAUAAGGUUAUCGUUUUUGAAUAUCGUACUAAAGGGUUUCCCUCGCUACACAAUCGAUAACGAUUAUUAAACAAUAGAUUUUUCUUAUUACUAAAUAGGAACAUAUUUAUCUAGCUUAUACAACUAAAUAUAAACGUCAGUAGCAGAAUUUUAAUUCCCGGGAAUUUUCUCCGCUGGUCACACUCGGAGCGACGGUCCAGAGUAACGAGUCUAUGUAAAUAUUUAAGAUUUCGGUGUUUUAAAAAAAUAAUAAUUGAUAGAAAUUUUAGCAGCUAGUUAUAGACGUGAUUUAAUCACUAAUGUACUUUUAGGUUAAGACGAUAAACUUUGCGGUUACAGGUGAAGAGAUUGUCUAUACAUUAUGCACAUUAUAUGAAAUUUGAAUUCACUCGUGUCAAACGUCCGCUCACAUAGUGACGGGUGUUUCUCAGCGUGUAAAGAUAUUCGGCGAGUUGAGAUUUGCUCACCGUGUCUCUGGGUACUCAAUAUCGAUUCGUAAUGUGUGCCGUUCUGUCUCUCGGUGUGUCGGACGAAACGGCGGUUAGGACGUUUGUCGAAUUGAUGUCAGUCUCGAGAGAGGCGGGGUUCCAUUAGCCCCAUCCCUGCAUCGAUGAGGGUACUUUAGGGUAUUUUAUCACAAUUUUCAUCGACAUUUUGUACAAUGUUAGUAACGUGUAAAUUAAAUAAGAGUGUGCUAUAUAUAUUGUGUACAUUUUUACGUUUUGUUAGAAAAUAAAAACAUGAUUUCUAGUCAAAAUAUUGAGCAUAUUAAAUUGUAGAUAACGCGGAUGAGAUAAUUGACAAUAAACGGGCCUCAAGACCUACUUUUUACAUUAAUAAAUGCACUAUUUAUUUACUUUCGGACAGUAUAAUUGUUUGCUAAAAUGUUUAAAGUACUUUUGUCAAUAUAAAAGACUCAAUAGUUUUAAGGUUGAUGUUGCUGGAACUGUUGAUACGAUGGCAACAUUGCGGUUCGAGUUCGUAUAAAACGGUGCGCAUAUCAUUCGUACUUGUUGAGAAUGUUUAUAAGUGUUGCUAUAUCAAAGUCAAUGCAACGUCCGGUCGGCCGGUGGUGAUGCCUGCAUUUUAACCGACUUACAAAGGAGAUGAUAUAUGAUGAACUAUAAGUCUUAAAUGAAAUAUUUUUAUUUUUGAUAUUUAAUACUUUGAAUAAAGAAAUUUCAUUUGAGAAUAAUUAAAUCUCAAUUUAAUAUAUUUUGAAGUAGAUUAUAGUUUUUUUUUGUUAAAAAAGUUAUUAUUUUAACACGUUUUAUACAUACGAUACUAAAUAUAAUAUAAUAUUUAUACCAAUAUUUAAGGCCUAUACGCGUUGUUAGUAGAUAUAGAUUCCAUGACAUUUUAAGAUGUAUCAAACAUUAGGCCAUAAAUGUCAUCGAAUGAGAACAAAAUUUUUAUUGAUUGUGAUAAAUAUAUUUGAAUAUCGAUUUUAAACGUACAUUCGAGAUUUAAAUAUAUACCGUAAGCUGAUAUUAAACGUUCAUCACACGACUGUACCUCGAGAAAUUUAACAAUUCCUCACUCUAAGUGUCGCUAUGAGCUUCGGUUUUCGGUACAAGGGAGUUUUUAAUUUUAAACAUUUCUAAAAUGCUUUUUAAUCACAAUAAAUAAUAUUAUAUAGAUAAUAAAAUUGAAUGUUUCUUUCUAAAAAAUCGUAGCUAGAUUGAUUAGAUCAUGUCACGCAUGGAUAAUUUUUUAUAGAUAAUUUGUUGUCGAUGGUCGUUGUUAGAUGAUAUUUACUUGUAAAAUUAAUUUAUAACCUAUCGAGCUCGACGACGGCUUACUGUUUUUAUUUACAUGUAACUUAGAUUCCACUUACGACAUGAUUAGUUGUUAUAUUGUUUAUUGAAAUCGUAAUAACGCUCCGAUGAGGUAUUAUGUAAAUAUUAUUGUAACUGUAGUUAUGUAUAGUAUUGUAUUUCAAUGAAAUUAAUGUUUUAUAGACUAAUAACUGUACAACAUAAGAUUAUUUAUUUGUUUUGAUGUGUACAUAUUUUUUUUUCAAUAAAAUGUACCUGUUUUUAAUUUA